UUUAAGCUGUCACUGGUAGUCGGGAGGAGACUGAUGGAGGACAGGAGGAUCAGCCACUCGCAAGCAAACAUUAGUAUCGACUCACAAAAUUAUCCAAAUAAGAAUGAGGACGCAUUACAAACACCCGGCGGAGACAAACUAUGUUCUGGCCUAAAUUAGAGAACUUUAUUUGGACUGUCACAGUUUAAGUGCAUGAUCGCCACAAAGCGAAAAAGUGCAUCCAAGUCUGACAAUCGGUGCAUUGUUAGAAAGGCAUUAAAUGUUCCUUACAUUUAAGUUACCAUCCUGACAAAAUGACGCGUUUGGGGUGCGCGCUUCACGCCUCUGGACAAAGACUCUCUCACAUUCACGUAUUCAUCGCGCAUCUGGUGGUCCUGACAAGCUGCAAAACGUCGAUGUUGCCACAUGAAACAGAGAGAUUGCUGCAGGACCCGUCCCAAUAUGAAGUGGUUCACCCCAUCAGAGUGGAUGCCAGAGGUCACUUCCUGUCUAACUUCCUGUCUCACCAGUCUCGGCGUGUACAACGCCGGGAAGCCUCAGAGGAACUGGUGGACCUAAAUCGUGUCUUCUAUCAGUUUUUCCAUGGAGGCCGUAUCUUGCACUUUAACCUCAGCCUUAAUCCAAACCUGCUGGCUCCAGGCUUCCUGACGGAGAGGAGGUAUGGUGGACUUGAUGGGGCCCAGAUCCAUCGUCCUGGAGUGUCCCAUUGCUAUUAUUUAGGUGAAGUGUGGGACGAGACCACCGUUAAAGGGAGUGCCGCUAUAAGUACCUGCAAUGGACUGACAGGACUGUUCAAGUUGUCGGAUAAAGAGUUCUUCAUUCAGCCUCUGGAGAAGGCCAGUCAUGAGACCUCAGCACCACAGCCCCAUGCUAUCUACAAACGCCAUGCAUCCCCUCCUCUCUGGAGUCCAGUAAUACAACCCAUCUCAGGGAAACAACCUCUCAAUGGUACCUGUGGAAACAAAGAUACCACUCACAGUUUUAAAGACGUUGAGAGGCAGCGGGAGCAGUGGGAGCACCGGCAGGAGAGGAGGAGGAGGAGAAUUCAUCAGCGCUCAGUGAGCAAAGAAAAGUUUGUGGAAACUCUGGUGGUGGCCGACCCUAAAAUGGUGGACUAUCACGGAAGCAAAACUGUGGAAAGCUAUGUCCUAGCUGUUAUGAACAUUGUGGCAGGUUUGUUCAGAGAUGCCAGCAUUGGAAAUGCAAUCAAUAUCGUGGUUGUUCGGCUCAUCCUCCUGGAAAAGGAUGAGGAUGACUUAAAGAUUACACACCAUGCAGACAACAGCUUGAACAGCUUCUGUAAAUGGCAAAAGAAACUCAAUAUGAAAGGAGACGAACAUCCGCUGCACCAUGAUGUAGCUGUUCUGCUCACAAGGAAAGACAUCUGUGCUGCCAUCAACAUGCCUUGUGAGACUUUGGGUCUGUCCCAUGUGGCAGGAAUGUGUCAGCCCCAUCGUAGUUGCAGCAUUAAUGAAGACACGGGCCUUCCAAUGGCCUUCACGGUAGCGCACGAGCUGGGACACAACUUUGGGAUUCAGCAUGAUGGCAACGGUAAUGACUGCGAACCCAUCGGGAAACGACCUUUCGUCAUGUCUCCGCAGCUCCUGUAUGGCACAGCCGUGCCCAGAUGGUCACGCUGCAGCCGCCAGUAUAUAACCCGCUUCCUAGAUCGCGGCUGGGGUUGGUGCUUGGAUGAUGCCCCGGGGAAGGACAGGUUGUCUCUGACUUCGACACUUCCCGGUGUGCUGUAUGGUGCUGUCCAUCAGUGUCGCCUGCAGUAUGGGUCUGGAUCCCGGCUCUGUAACGACAUGGAUAACGUAUGCAGCACUCUGUGGUGCACUGUGGGAACAACCUGCCACUCAAAGCUGGAUGGAGCUGUGGAUGGAACCAGUUGUGGUGAAGACAAGUGGUGUAUCAGUGGGGAGUGUGUAGCAGUAGGAUAUCACCCCGUAAGUGUACAUGGUAACUGGGCAUCGUGGAGCGAGUGGUCAGCCUGUUCGAGAACAUGUGGAGCUGGUGUCCAGAGUGCCGAAAGGGACUGUGAUAAUCCAGUUCCGAAACACAGAGGGAAGUAUUGUCUCGGAGAGCGACGGAGAUACAGAAUCUGUAACACCAUUUCAUGUCCUCAUGAACUCCACACCUUCAGAGACAUCCAGUGUAGUCACUUCAACACACUGCCUUACAAGGGCAAGUUCUACAAAUGGGAGGCAGUCAUCAGCAGAGUCAACCCCUGUGAACUGCACUGCCGUCCACUGAAUGAACAUUUUUCUGAAAAGAUGCGAGAUGCUGUCACUGAUGGAACCCCGUGUUAUGAAGGCAGUAAAAGCAAAGAUAUGUGCAUCAGUGGCAUCUGUCAGAAAAUCGGCUGUGAUUAUGUGAUUGACUCCAGCGCAGUCGAGGAUCGCUGUGGCGUUUGUAACGGUAACGGCUCCACCUGUACAACUGUGAGGAGAACAUUUGAAGAGAGUGAAGGACUCGGAUAUGUAGACAUUGGACUGAUCCCAGAGGGAGCCUGGGACAUCCUGAUUGAGGAGGUGGCUGCAGCUGGGAAUUUUUUGGCACUGCGUAGCGACAACCCCAGCAAGUAUUUUCUGAAUGGAGGCUGGACGAUCCAGUGGAACGGAGAGUACAAAGCAGCUGGAACAGUUUUCACCUAUGAGCGAACAGGUCAUCUGGAAAACCUGACGUCUCCUGGGCCCACGAUGGAACCACUGUGGAUCCAGCUCCUCUUUCAGGAGACCAAUCCUGGGGUGAGGUAUGAAUACACCAUCAGUCAAAAUAUUUCAGAGGACAGCAAUAUGCCAGCAACUGUUUUCUUCUGGAAAUACGGCUCAUGGACUGAGUGCAGUGUUACAUGUGGAGCAGGUGUUCAGAGGCAGGUUGUUCAUUGUGUGGAAAAGACAACUGGAAUAGUUGAAGAGCACUUCUGUGACCCCAUCAGCCGACCUGACGACAACCAAACCAGCUGUAAUAAGGAUCCAUGCCCCGCCGUAUGGUGGGUCGGAGACUGGCAGAAAUGCUCUGCGAGCUGUGGGAGCUUGGGCUUAGCUAAAAGAACGGUCCUCUGCAUCCAGGCAGUGAGCACUGAGGAACAGAAAGCUCUGGAGCCUAGUGAUUGUGAGCACAUGCCCAAACCUGACUCCAUAUUCUCCUGCAACACACACAUCCUCUGUCCAGCUGACUGGAUGACUGGCAGCUGGUCAAAAUGUUCACUGACUUGUGGCAGUGGAGUUCGUCACCGUAAUGUAACCUGCUCUGCAAACACUGCUGUUGACUGUGACCCCCAAAAGAAACCUUUAAUUAUCACACCCUGCCAUAUUCAAGACUGCCCGCAGGUUGUGGAUAAUUUUGGAGGUAUUGAAUGGUCUGGGAGCGGCUGGUCCAGCAAAGAAGUCCUCAAUGAAAUCGACCCAGUUCCUGAAGUAAAACCUCCUUCCAAAUACAGCACUACCAGAGCCCAGCCAAAAAAUGACAUUGUUGAUGGAGAUUUCCAUUACCACAACAACAUUGAAAAUAUUAAACAACCUCAAGAAAACCAUGUUCAAGUUGAUGAUUUUUACUAUGAUUAUAACUUUAUUAACUUUCAUGAAGACUUAUCCGAUGACUUUGAGGGCAAUGAAGAAGACUCAGAGGGCAGCCAUUUACUCAGUUCUCCACAGGAGUCCAAGCCAAGUCGCAGUGUGAAGGACAAUCGUCACAUGGAAACUACAAGUGCUUCCACAGCUAGUUCUCCCACAGUUUCUAAUGUCUACACUCUGAAAACUGAAGAGUCACAGAGCACAAAAGCAGACAAUUCAAAGCUCAGGUCUGUGCACCUGGAUUCUGAAAAUCUAUAUGACCUCCUAUAUGAUGAGUAUCUCCUGCCAGUUUCUACCACUCCACCAGUACCAUCAUCAUCAACCCAACAUUCACAAACAGUGAAAGAGAACAAAAGUCACCAGGAGCCUGAAAACAUUAGCACAGUGCCAAGUUUGCUUUUCACUACAUACCGGGAAAAAUGGGGGCAAUCUAAGGAGGAAACUGACAACAACUAUGGUGAUUUCAGUGAAGGGGAAAAGCACACUGAGGGUUUCACUGUGACUCCACCACAUACUGCCCCAGCUUCCACACAUCAAACUGUUUUCACAACAGUAAGUGCUCAGGAGAUGGGGGAUGAUUACAUCUCUGCAGGGCAAGAAGAUAUAGAGAGUUUAGAACUUUUGGGCACUCUCACGCCAGAAACCACUAAUCAGGUUAAGACUGACGUCCAUCUUGAUGAAAAUGCUUCAGAAAUACCUCAAAUUAUUAUUGAGUCCACACAUUUUCCAUUCAUUUUCACAGUGGAAGAUUUGGACAGGGAUCAGAUCAAUUUUGAUACAGUAUAUAACAACUUGUGGGACAGCGAUCAUGACCUCAGCACAACUUCACCUCCUUCCUCUGAGAAACCCACUCCCCUUCCCAUUCCCUCCUUACUUAUCUCAGGUAACCAGGAGGCAUCAGAUGACUCCACAUCCUUAACUGGAACAGAUAUUAUACCUCCUACAAUACCUAAAGGAGCCAUUUAUCCUCCUCCAGCUGAUUUCCUGACAGCUACAAUAGAACAGAUGCCUGCAAGCCCAGUUAAUGCUGAAACAACUGGAACAGACUCCACAUCCCAACCUUCGUUGUUCGAUUUAACUGAUUUUGACUACAAUGAAAUAUUCAUUCCCGCGAUGAUGGGGAGCAGCAUUACCAGUCACCCUGGCUCUACACACAAGUCUCUAGCAAGCACAUAUAACACUCCUGAGUUGAACACUAUUCCAGCACAGCACACAGGAUCACCAACACCUGCUGUUCUCCUGACUCAUCCCCCCAGUCAGUGGCCGCCUACUGUCCCAACAUCCGUCCAAACUUCAGAUUCCACUCAAGUUGGUGGAGCAGCCUACUGGAUUUCUGCUAACUGGAGCUCUUGCUCCACCAGCUGUGGUCUGGGGGCUGUCUGGAGGGCUGUGACUUGCAGUACUGGGUCAGAGUCAGACUGUGAUACAACUAAGAGGCCUGCACCAGCUCGACAGUGUUACCUGCGCCCUUGUUCCAUGUGGAAGGCUGGAGAAUGGACUAAGUGCUCCAAGAAUUGUGAAGGUGGCAUUAAGUUACGAGAGGUCAAAUGUUUUGACCUCCGGGAUCAACGAACUCUUCGACCUUUCCACUGCCGAGCCAUGUCCCCCAGGCCACAAACACAAAUGCCCUGUAACCUUCAGCGGUGUCUCCAUUGGUACGCCUCCUCAUGGGGUCAGUGCUCCGAGGUGUGUGGUGGGGGUGAGCAGCAGCGAAUUGUCACCUGUCCAGAGGACAAUCGAUGCGACAAGGACCUUCAGCCUAGCAACGUCCAGUCAUGUAACAGCCAGCCGUGUGUGCAGUGGCUGACUGGAUCUUGGGGACAGUGUUCAGCUUCUUGCGGGGGCGGCGUGCAGCAUCGACUCAUCAAGUGUGUUAACACCAAGACUGAGACGGGUGAAGAGGUGGAUCAAGCUCAGUGUGAACAUGAGCCACAGCCUGUAAGCACUCAAAAGUGUCACUUAGAAGAAUGCGAGAGCACCCCUCCUGGAACAGUUUGUCUUCGUGACCGGCUGACGUCUCGUUUCUGUCAGACUCUCCGCUGGCGUGGACUUUGCCAUAAGCCCAACGUACAACAACAGUGCUGCAAGACCUGCAACAACCGUUACCCCUCCAGCAACGCAUCUCAUCAGUGACACAUCACAGAACGUCCUCAUAUGCUUCAUCAACAGGGUCACAAAUUGCUCCACAGGGUAAUGAAUUAUAGAUCAUUGUGCAGAAUCAACAAUCUGAGCCCUCUCCUGAGCUACAGACACAUGUUUCAUGUUCAUGUUUUGGCUGAAUAUGAGAAUGUAUAUAAUUUCUUGCACUUUUGAUAGAGCACAAUUUGACAAUUUCUGUGUAGCAGAAAGAAGGGACAUACUUUUUAAUGUAGUCUUGUUUAUUACACAUAUACACAAAGCACUCCUUCCCUUACGAUGAAUCCAAUGCUUAUAUUUUAUUGACAGCACAGAAACUGAACAGUGACAGGAUACAGUUCACAGGGAUUUUAAACAUAUAUUGAGGUACAAGUCUUUGGAGCAAACGCAUCAUUGGUCCUUUGUGUGAUUUAUGAGGGAUUGAUGAUUAUUUGCUAUGAGCCCUGUCCUCCUGCAGGUACAUUCUGAUUAAUUUCAACCUGCUGUUUUUCUGUUGAAGCAGAACCAAUGUUCAAAACACUAACAGCAGGAAUCUGCAGAUGAGAAUCCUUAAUACAGUCAGUAAGAUAAAGUUUUCAGGUAGCUGUUAUUUUGUUGUUGUUGUUUUGUUUUGUUUUUUUCAUUCAGUCAAACAAAAAAACAUUUUGAACUCAUUUAUGUAAAAAGCUCCAUUUUGUACAAUGCUGGAGUUUGUGCUUUUUGCCUUGAUGCAUGCCAGUUUGUGCAGCUCCUUAAUUCUCAAAAUCUCAAUAAUAGUGGUUGAAAGUGAAAAGCAAGCAUAAUCCAACAGGGCUAUUAAGCUAUUAAUGGAAAAUGCACCAGGUUAAAAUAACCUAGUAUUGUUUUUUCAUUGUUUAUAUCUGUAUAUCUGUUUUGGAUUAUGUUCCGUUUGAAGUAAAAGAUCUUUGUUAUUCGGACAGAAGUACAGUAUACCAAAGCCAGGCUGAGCUGAAAAUGUCCUGAGCAGCAGAUAUCAACUCCUUUGGUUGCAAGAAAAAAUUGAUUGAACAGAAGUAAGAAAAUUAUCCAAUUUCUACUUUUCUUAUCUCUGAUGCAUUCAUUUAAUUAAUUUACAUGUACAAUCAAUAUUUCCAUGCCUUCUUCAAGGCAGCAUAAUGUUACUUUUUAAACAACGGCCCCAUUUUAGAAAAAUGGGAAUGUGUUACGCCAACACCCAGAAACUAUGUAUAAGAAAAGACAUUGUUCAAGUUCAGUGUGCCAAAAAAUCUGAAACAAGAUGGAAUUUUGGUAUUUAGAAUAUAUCCUAAACACUUCACAUGCUCACUGUAGGACAAACUGCAGCUCCAUUAAUUCUUCACCUCCACAGCUUGACAGGCCAGCCAUGGCUUGUUAAACUAUGAUGUGGCAGUCACGGUUCAGGGGAGGGCUUCAGCAAAUGGUCAGGCUGUUAGCUGUCUUCUGCAGCUUGUAAAAAGCCUUCACAAAUUGUAGCAGUAAGUGCUUCAUAUUGUCACACCUUUAUUUCCACACAUCUUUAAACUCAGUCAAUGUGAAAAGAAGAAACUGCAGGACAAACUUGGUGCUAGAGGCCAUACAGGCUGCAAACAUUGUGGUAUCGGGUAUUGGCAGGUCCAGUACUGGACUUAUUUACUUGAGUAUUGGAUCAUUUGAUGCUAUUAAAUAUGAGUCAUAUUCUG
This is a messenger RNA of Melanotaenia boesemani (Boeseman's rainbowfish), 7372 nucleotides long. RefSeq names its product A disintegrin and metalloproteinase with thrombospondin motifs 7. Gene Ontology annotation, molecular function: metalloendopeptidase activity. The coding region runs from base 294 to 5711 and encodes 1805 amino acids. The record is from RefSeq and is a predicted model, not a curated record. Gene Ontology annotation, biological process: extracellular matrix organization; proteolysis. Lineage: Eukaryota; Metazoa; Chordata; Actinopteri; Atheriniformes; Melanotaeniidae. The transcript is spliced from 24 exons. Gene Ontology annotation, cellular component: extracellular matrix.